AGUCGACAACAGAAGAUUUAACUACAAAAGACGAGUUAACUACUAUUCCAUCAACUACAAAAAAAUCAACAACAGAGGACUCGACUACAGGAGACGGAUCAACCACAGGCGCGUCAACAACACAAGAAUUGACUACAGGUGCAUCAACUACACAACAGUCUACGUCAACAGAACAGUCAACAGAAAAAUCAACAACAGCAGAUCAGUCAACAACCUGUCUCUUAUACACAUCUUCAACAUCUAUAGACGAGCCAAUAACAAGCAUGUCAACAACACAGCAAUUUUCUACAGAAAAGUCGACUACACAACAAUCAACUUCAAAAGAGUCGACAACAAAAGACGAGUUAACUACUAUUCCAUCAACUACAAAACAAUCAACAACAGAGGACUCAACUACAGGAGACGGGUCAACCACAGAUGCGUCAACAACACAAGAAUUGACUACAGGCGCAUUAACUACACAACAAUCUACAUCAACGGAACAGUCAACAGAACAAUCAACAACACGAGAUCAGUCGACGACAAUUCACUCAACUACACAACAGUCAACUACAGUUGAGUCAACAUCUAUAGACGAGCCAAUAACAAGCAUGUCAACAACACAGCAAUUUUCUACAGACAAGUCGACUACACAACAAUCAACUUCAAAAGAGUCGACAACAGAAGAUUUAACAACAAGAGACGAGUUUACUACUAUUCCAUCAACUACAAAACAAUCAACAACAGAGGACUCGACUACAGGAGACGGGUCAACCACAGGCACGUCAACAACACAAGAAUUGACUACAGGCGCAUUAACUACACAACAAUCUACAUCAACUGAACAGUCAACAGAACAAUCAACAACACGAGAUCAGUCGACGACAAUUCACUCAACUACACAACAGUCAACUACAUUUGAUUCAUCAUCUAUAGACGAGUCAACGACAAGCAUGUCAACAACACAGCAAUUUUCUACAGACAAGUCGACUACACAACAAUCAACUUCAAAAGAGUCGACAACAGGAGAUUUAACAACAAAUGAAGAGUUAACUACUAUUCCAUCUACUACAAGACAAUCAACAACAGAGGACUCGACUACAGGAGACGGGUCAACCACAGGCACGUCAACAACACAAGAAUUGACUACAGGCGCAUUAACUACACAACAAUCUACAUCUACGGAACAGUCAACAGAACAAUCAACAACACCAGAUCAGUCGACGACAAUUCACUCAACUACACAACAAACAACUACAGUUGAGUCAACAUCUAUAGACGAGUCAACGACAA
Anneissia japonica is the source of this 1272-nucleotide messenger RNA. Its product is annotated as cell wall protein IFF6-like. NCBI's taxonomy places the organism in Eukaryota, Metazoa, Echinodermata, Crinoidea, Comatulida, Comatulidae. The transcript has a single exon. The annotation marks the transcript as partial. The record is from RefSeq and is a predicted model, not a curated record.